Molecule: messenger RNA, 444 nt
Organism: Nannospalax galili (Upper Galilee mountains blind mole rat)
Lineage: Eukaryota; Metazoa; Chordata; Mammalia; Rodentia; Spalacidae
Gene: Il4
Product: interleukin 4
Exons: 4
Coding region: 1-444 (147 amino acids)
Biological process (GO): negative regulation of chronic inflammatory response; positive regulation of interleukin-13 production; negative regulation of complement-dependent cytotoxicity
Cellular component (GO): extracellular region
Molecular function (GO): growth factor activity; cytokine activity; interleukin-4 receptor binding
Source: RefSeq, a predicted model, not a curated record
AUGGGUCUCACCCCCCAGCUGGCUGCCACACUCCUCUGCCUCCUAGUAUGUGCUGGCAACUUUGCCCAUGGAUGCAACAGCGAAAACUUAGCAGAGAUCAUCCAUAUUUUGAACCGGCUCACAAGCAAAGGGACUCCUUGCACCGAGAUGCUUGUGCCAGAUGUCUUUACAGAAACCAAGAACACCACUGAGGAGAAGAUCCUCUGCAGGACGCAGAAGGUGCUCCGGAAGUUCUAUAACUCACAUAUUCCGUGCUUGAAAAACAACACCUUGGUUCUCAAAGACUUGCAAAAAGUCUACAGGAUUGUCUGCAGCAUGUCCCAGCUGCGCAACUGCACCGUGAGUGAAUCCACACAGAUAACACUGAAAACCUUCUUGGAAAGCCUGAAAAGGAUGAUGCAAAAGAAAUAUAACAGUGCAGAAGCUGAAUGUCUUAAUUUAUGA